Messenger RNA from Amorphotheca resinae ATCC 22711, 930 nucleotides. RefSeq lists its product as hypothetical. Gene Ontology annotation, cellular component: cytoplasm. NCBI's taxonomy places the organism in Eukaryota, Fungi, Ascomycota, Leotiomycetes, Helotiales, Amorphothecaceae. Bases 122 to 787 code for a protein of 221 amino acids. The record is from RefSeq and is a predicted model, not a curated record. The transcript is spliced from 2 exons. Gene Ontology annotation, biological process: N-acetylglucosamine metabolic process.
UGCGAAGAGGUUGUGGCAUUUGACAGUCUCGACAAUAAUCGGGGGGAACAAAGUAUCAAAGGGCCCAGGUACGAAGUAUAUAUAUAACAAACAGUAUUCUCGAUUCGACUCUCCGUCCAAUAUGGGCAGCAACGAGGCUCUUCCCUUCUGGCAAGUCAACGUGCCCGAACCCCUCCGCACCCCAGAAUGUCCCGAGUUCCUGGCAAACCUCAAUGCCAAAGAUCUCGGCAUUAUUAGCACCCCAGACUCCCAGUAUCACGUCAUGACCUGGCCCGAGGUCCAGCAGAUAAUCGCCGACAACCGUCUCGAUCUCUUCCAGCGUGUCCCUUCCGAGCUCCGCCGCUACCUGGCCUACAAUUGGAAGCUGAAGCAGGAGUAUGGCAGCGUCAUGGAGUUCGUGCUAUCCAAAAGACUGGGCUGGAAGGUCCCCGUCCAGGCCGAAGGGAGGCCCUUUGAGAAGCCCGAGGACUUGAAGAUCCUGUGGAACGAUUGGCCGUACGGCAUCGACGAGAAGAUCGUGCACCUCGUCGUCUGGACCAAGUUCGAGCUCGAGGAUGAUCCGGCCACCGACGAUCUGACCCCCCAGGCUAGAAAGGAAAUUGAUGAUUUUGUGAAUGAGACCUUUUGCAAGAGAGUAGGAAAGGAGAAGGUCAUCUGGUUCAAGAAUUGGAAGACCCUGAAGUCAAUUCAUGCCGUGGAGCAUUUUCAUGUCAUGCUGUAUGACGUUGAUCCAGAGUUCGUGAAGGAGAUCACCAAUGGAGAUAUUCCGUUAAGCCAGAAGGUUUGACGAGGAAAGGGAUCUCGAGAAGAUGUGAGAGCCCCUUGAAGGGUCUGGCGUUUGGCUAGAAGAUUUGCAUAGCGUUCUCAGCGAUUAGAUAGAAUUAGAGGCAUGCCAUAGAUAAAAAUCUAAUACUACUACACUGGACUUGC